This is a messenger RNA of Magnolia sinica, 2704 nucleotides long. RefSeq lists its product as uncharacterized. The coding region runs from base 90 to 2474 and encodes 794 amino acids. The transcript has a single exon. The record is from RefSeq and is a predicted model, not a curated record. NCBI's taxonomy places the organism in Eukaryota, Viridiplantae, Streptophyta, Magnoliopsida, Magnoliales, Magnoliaceae.
GCGUAAUUAAAAUAUUUCGUCAGAUAAAACUGAUCUUUCGGGGAUACUACGGAGCAGGAACCAAACCGAAAUAAAAAGCCGCUGCUCCCAUGGGGAAGAAGAGAGGGAGAAAACCCCGCCCUGUUUCACAAGACGCAGAUUCGCAGCCUGAAAACCCUAGCGUAAUGCCCGAAGGAGAAGAGGAAUCUCAAUCCCAAGACUCUGCUGUCCUCCAUGAAAAUCAACAGCGAGUUCUCCAACCCCAGCUAGAAGAAGGAGAAGAAGAAGAAGAAGAUUCGGCCAUGGCUGACCCCCCCGCCCACGAUAGCGACCCCCCCUCGCACGAUGGCGACCCCCCGGCGCACGAUGGCGAUCCCCCCUCACAACAGAAACAGGAGGAACCGCAACCUGUGCCUGCCUCCCCUCCCACUGUCCCGGCUGCUCACGAUGGCAAUUCCCCCUCCCAACAGCCGGAAGAAGAACCCCAAGGUAUGGAUACAUCUCCUCCACCUUCUCCUAUCGCUGUCCCUCCGGCGCACGAUAGCGAAUCACCUUCUCACAACCACGAACAAAAACGGCAGGAAGACGAAGUGCAAGCCAUGUCUCCCUCUCCUCCUCGCAAUCCCCCUCCGAUCCCUGCACCCACUGCGCACGAUAGAAACCCUCCCUCCCUCCCCAUCCUCACUCGAAAACCAAGCAAGCGGAAGAAACCCAUCAAGCACAAACAACGCCUUGCCAUGCAGAAGAAGCUUCGUCUCCUGAGAGAAAACCUCCAGCCCAUCCCUUUCACCCCCAACAAAACCCUAGAUUUCUCCGCCCACGAACCCCUCUUCAAAACCCUAGGUCUCUGGGACUUCGCCCACCUCGAGUUCGACCACCCGAUCCGAUCUGACCUCCUUUCCCAUCUCAUUGCCAACUACCACUCUACGAGCCGCUGCAGCUUUGUCAAAGACUUCCGGAUCAUGGUCAACCGGGCCGAUCUUGCCCGCGCCCUCAAACUCCCCGUCAAAAAGGACAAAACUGCACUCCCUGACCUUCUGCCAUCUGAGCAGCAAGGCUUCUCUGAGGAAUCCAUCUCGAUUGUUGGUGAGUUCAUGUCAAACUAUGUUCUUCUGCACGAGGACAUGUGGAUGAUGCCUGACGAGAUCCUGGCAUCGGAGCGGCUUCUUAAAGAGGGCCAGCUGCAGAAGAUCGAUUGGGCCGGCCUGAUCUGGUUUAUGGUAGAGAAAGAGAUUUCGCAGGCACUGGAAUCUGGGUCUUGUUAUUAUGCCUCACAUUUACAGCAACUGAUUAAGAUGCAGAGACCAGAGCUCUUUAUAGAAGAAGAGGAGGGUGUGGAAGAGGUCUCGGUCGAAGAGGAAGAUGAUGCAGCGGCAGCAGUUGCUAUGCAGGAACUUGAUCUAGAUAAUCAACGGGUGGAAUUGAGCCUAGGGCAUGAUAGGAGUGAAGGAGAGCGCACUGGGGAGGACAACGUCUUGGACUUCCAAGAGUGCAAGGAGGAGCAUGGGCAAUGGUUUUUGGAUGGAAGGAGCAACGGCAAUGAACAAUCCCUACGGCACUGUAACCUGAAUGACGUUCGGAGUUCAGAUUUCGGGCGUACGAGUAGAGAAGAUGAAGAAGAUGGGUAUGGUCCAUCUUCAAGAUUCAGUAAUCUGUCUAGAUUAGCUUCUGCUGACCUAAUUCAAGACAUGGAGACAACAAAUGCUUCUUACGGUAUGCAUGCUGACCUUCUUGACCCUUCUUCCGGAGGGUUGAUGAGGGCUGACAUGCAUAAGAGCACCCUUCCGCUGAAUCCUGGUGGUUUGUCUAUGUUCGGUAGCGGUUGCAAGGAAGAAAGUGAUGACGAGGAUGAUGUCCACCAUCUAUCCCAGGACGAUCAUCAGAGGAAGAUGAGGAACGAUGGUUCCUGGGGCCAUUCAUUGUUGAACUUCCGUAUGUGCAUCGGAGAAGUGCAAAGCGGGAUGGAUAAAGCAGCAGUAAUGUAUGAGGAGAAAGUGCAGGAGUGUUCGCAGGCACGCAUGAAUAUACAGUACUUGAAUUCGGAGCUGGAGCAGCGGAAUAGCAUGAUUUGUUCCAUGGAGAAAGCUGUUAUGGAAAUGCAGCAUAAAAAGGAAAUGGAGAUUUAUCGGCUCGAGCGAGAGCUCUGUGUCAUGACCCAGCUAUUACAUGGUUACAAGAUGGCUUUGAAGAACACCCGCAGCGCCUUUGCCGAGUACAGAGAACGUUGUCAGGUCCCUGAUGAACCGAUCUACAAGGAUGUUGUUGGUACUGGCGGCUUUGUUCUUAGUAGCGUGGAGUUGGAAAAGCAGCGCUUGGAGAAAGAGGAAGAAGAGAGGAGCCUGCGUCUUGCAAUGGAAGAAAAGGUCAAUGGUUUUGAGCAAGACUGGCUUGGUAAGUUUGACGUGCAUCUUAGACAGGUCGAUUUGUUCAACAAGAAGUUACUGGAAGCAGAGGAAGAAAUCAAGCUCCUCAAGGAAAACCACAAGACAGGAUGAGAUAUCAGAAGCAAGGGUAAGUCCUCUGGACAUUAAAAAAGGGAGUUUGAGAAGCGAUGUUUUGUGAGGAUUAGAUAGGAAGUUGUCUUGUUUAAUUAGAAGUAUCUACUGAACUUCUCUGCUGUUUCUGCCAUUAUGUUGCUGAGUUAUCCAUUCCAUCCUAAUGUGAAUGAUGGAUACUAAUUUAAGGAUCGGAAGAAAUCCCUUUGAUAAAAUUGCUGGCUUCUUUA